GGUAGAGGGUGGGGGAGGUGUAGAGACAGGUGUGGAGCUAGCAACAGGCACAGUUACCUCCUGCAUCUUCUCCAGUCUUACGGUAUAAAGAUGAAAGGUAUACAAAUUGCCCUCUUCUAUGUAGCCUUGGCCUUUCCUCCUGGCCGGGUUAACGCUACGACAUAUCGACUCGAUGACCUUCAAAAGCUACAUUUGGCUGAAGGCAAUGUUCCAAAGUCGGUGAACUUUACUAUUAAAAAAACGGCUCCGUCUGGAAUGGUUAAAACUGAAGUGUAUGGGACGGCUACUGGUCUCUUCCUUAAAGACCUUCUCUUUGAGCACAUUGAAACUACACUGCAAAUGUCUCUUAACGUCUCGGUAAUGCCUAAUCCUCCUGAAAUUCCAGAAUGGUUAGAGAAAGAAUACUUAAUGGUAGAGAAAGUGUUUCAAAAGUUUUUAACCGCCGGUAAAGAAUAUUACUCUCUAUUAAAUCCAAACUGGGUGGCCGAUACCGAGGCGAGAUGGCCACAAUUAAAACGGGUGGUAAAAGAGGUUGGAACUCUGAUAGAACAGCCAACAUUUCAGAACUUUAGGGCGACACUGCUCGCCGCCAGAGCCCUCGUGAAAGCCAUAAACCGGAAGGGUAAGAGGUUGUAUCUAGAUAUGGAUGUAGACUAUAAUCCAAUAUACAAGUUUCAGAUCUUUGGAAGUCUAGAACACUUUAAGUUGGCUCUAGAUGAACUUGACUCUGCUAUGGAUGAUUUCUUCUCUCCUAAUUACCUGGCACGUAUGAAACUAGACAAGAUCUCAGAUCUUACGACAAAACUGAUGAAUGCUUUAAUGAAAAGAUACUCUUCAAUAAAACCCACAGGUGCUUGUAGUACAAUCACGCAAGAAAUAGAUAAAAUGCACACAAUUAUCUUAAAUCUUGACUACAAUGACUUGCGUUCCCGAAGAGACCACUUAAUCUCGCUAAGUGCAAGACUAAAUAGGGGACUACAAUUGGUUGUUGAAGCUCUAAGUCACGAUUCUGAGGCUGUGAUCGCUUACCUCGACUACGCUACGGCGUCCUUGUUGAUGGCUACUUGCGACCACUUGAAGACCUUAACUAGAACUCUAUUACAACCAUUACAAGACCUGAAGGAAAUAAUGCUGGUGCUUAAACAUGCAGAAAUGGAGAGCGGGAAUCCCGUUAACGUAGAAAGGUUUGAUCCAAUCUUCCUUGAAGAAAGUAUUGACAUGUUAAAGUCGAAUAAACCCAUUGACCUUCGAAUUGCUGUUAAGGUAAUGGGCACAGCAUUUACAGAAGCUGCCUACAGACUUUUCGAGGCGUUUACACUCCACCUACGCAGACUUCAAGAAAGACUAACAAAAAAUUCUACAAAUUUAAAAGAUUCAAAUGUUGAAAUCGCGGAUACUAUACCAAGUUCUUUUACUGAACUAAAAGAUGGAGAUUCAAAGAUCGAGGAAACUGUACCAGAAAUUCAGACGGUUCCCUGUAACUGUGGCGUCUCGCAGCCGUUGUUGCGUCCUAAUAUGGUGCUACCGAUCUUUGUCCUUCUGGAGAAAGAAGACGGAGAGAACAUGCCUACAGAUGGCCCAGAUCCUCUCCGUAGUCAAAAUAUUAAAGAAGCUAUACCGAAAAUAUGGGAAAUGGUAAAGGGCUUUCAACCUGACAGUAUACUUGAAGAAUUUGAAACUCUAGGCGCACAAGUAAUGGAAGUGUCUGCAGUGUACUUAAAAGAAGUAUACGACACGGGUCUCGUAAGAGUCAUCGUCGUACUAGGAAAGACUAACUGGAGAGAGACCGGUGGCGACCAGCACGAGGUACCUCGCGUCAAAUCAGAAUCUGCACCUGCUGGACUACCAGAGACACCCCUAAGUAUUUCCCGCAUGUCUGUUAAAGACAAGGCAACUGGAAAGAACACUUUGGGUGCGGCGAAGAACGCCCUUCCAAUGCAGAGGAAACCUUCCAGAUCAAAGAUGGUGGGAAAGUCUUGUACAAAAGAGACCUGUGAACCUGAUGCCAGCUUGCAGGAACUGGUGGUGGAGCGUGAAGAGCUUGCUGUCCUGGGGCAGGUGUAGCCUCUGCCAGCACCGCCACGGACCCUCCUCGCCGCCUCUGCACUAGGCUUCAAUCUACGCAUUAACGGCUCCAAUACCUAGAAUAUUCCUAUGAAAAUUUUCAAAUUUUAUUGUUCACCAUUUUAGUUUAUUAAUAAAUUAACUUUUUAA
This is a messenger RNA of Procambarus clarkii (red swamp crayfish), 2214 nucleotides long. RefSeq lists its product as uncharacterized. NCBI's taxonomy places the organism in Eukaryota, Metazoa, Arthropoda, Malacostraca, Decapoda, Cambaridae. The record is from RefSeq and is a predicted model, not a curated record.